AUGUCGGGACCGAGCGAAAGCAACGUCGCACGGUACCGCGGGCAUGUCAACAGCAUCAACUGUAUGCAAGUGAUUGACGACGCCACUGAUGCGGGAGAGAACCUCAAGACUACAUACAUCUUCACAGGAGGAUACGAUCACACGGCUCGAUGCUUCAAUGCUGAAACGGGAGAGUGUCUGUUUGUAUAUCGAGGGCACAGGUCAUUCGUGUUCUCCCUCAGGGUAGCGGUUGAGACGGAGGAGGCCGAGGAGGCCAAGGGGAUCAAGGGACACAGCCGAUGGUUCAUGUACACGGGAUCUUACGAUGGGACAGUCCGGCGAUGGGACGUGGCGACGGGGCAGUGUGUGAAAGAGUACGAGCUGGAGUAUGGCGAUGAGAACCCGAGGUUUCGGGCAGGGAUAGUGCUGCUGGUGGAGGUAUGCGAGCAUCUGUUCUUCACGGUCACGUCAGACAAGGUGCUGAGAGCAUGGCGAAUCAAAGAUGGCGAGAUGGCAUGGGACUCGCACGACCACAAGGACAACAUCACAGGCAUGCAGCUCAGAAAGAAGUCUGAGAAAGCUUCCAUCCACGAGCUCGUCGAGCUUCCUGCCGAGUUGUUCACCUGCUCUGCCGACAAGACCGUGAGGGUCUGGGAGCCUCAGACAGGCUCCUGCAAGCGCGUCCUCCGCUUCGACACACAGCCGCUCUACGCCAUGUUCGUGCAGACCGACGGGCAACUGUUUGUGGGGGCAGGAUCAACAAUCCUGCAUUGCGACUCGGAGAGUGGGGAGGGCAUUCGCUCUUUCACGUGCCAUACUGGAGCUGUGAAGGCGCUGUGGGGGGAGGACGGACGGGUGUACGCGGGGACGGGCAUGGUGUCGGUGCAAUUCAACGUCAAGACCGGGCAGAGGGAGCGAGUGCUGGGGGGCCACUCGAGCGUGAUCACGUGCUUGCAGCUUCACGACAAGACUCUCUACACCACUGGCGACGACUGUGUGUGCACGUGGGAUACGGAGCCACUGCUGUUCUGCUGCAUGGACGGAAACCUCAAGCUCCUGCGCGUCCUCCUGAGCGGGACCAACGACGAAGAGCCGGCGGACGUGGAGAUGAAGACUGGGUCAGGGAACAGCGCACUCCUCCUCGCGGCCAAGGCUGGCCACAGCGACAUCAUCGAAUCCCUCCUUAUGUACAGCGCUGACGUGCAAAGAAUGUCGCGGGCAGGAGAGACAGCUCUGCACUGCGCGGCUCUGGCGGGGAUCGAGCAGGGCGUGUUGGUACUGCUCAAGGCUGGAGCGAACCCCAACUUCAGCACGCCGAACUCCAACUUCAAGGAUAGUUACUUUCGCACUCCCGUUCACAUCGCUGCCAUGACGCUUCUCUACACGCGAUGUCGCGACCCCAACCUUGGGGUCACGUUCGAAGCUGACUUCACCGUCAAGGACAUGACCGGCAUGACAGCGCUGAAGCUCGCCAAGGACUGGGAGUGCAAGCGGCUCAUCUGGAAGAGGUACAUGGAGCGAUGGGCGAACAAGUCGAUUGCUCUCAAGGCGCUCGGGGUGAAGUUGGAGAUCCCGCCAAUGGAAGACAAGUGGAGCAGGAAGAGAGGAUAG
Molecule: messenger RNA, 1590 nt
Organism: Guillardia theta CCMP2712
Lineage: Eukaryota; Cryptophyceae; Pyrenomonadales; Geminigeraceae
Exons: 8
Coding region: 1-1590 (529 amino acids)
Molecular function (GO): protein binding
Source: RefSeq, a predicted model, not a curated record